GAUCAGCAGACAAUUGUGUGUGCUCUCAAGUCUAUCAAACAACAACAGUCUCAAGACAACUGCAGCAGUAACCAAAAAUACCAAACUCAAAAAUCACAAUGUAUCAAUCCACAGCUUUAUUGGUCUUGGCUUCGGCCUGCGCCGUCUUCGGAGCCCCACAAGGUGCCUACUACGCCCCGUCCGCCGUCAGCACGACCCCAAUCCCGAUCGUCGCCCAGUCGCAAGAACUCAAUCUCGAUGGAUCUUACCAAUACAGCUACCAGACCGGAAACGGAAUCUCGGCCGGUGAAUCCGGAUACCUGAAGAACCCGGGUACCGAAGCCGAGGGACAAGUGGCUCAAGGAUACUACUUGUACACCGGCCCCGACGGCGUUGUCUACCAAGUAGAAUACUACGCCGACGGCGAAAACGGUUUUGUCGCCAAGGGAGCUCAUUUGCCCACCCCACCACCACUCCCAGAAGCGUUGGUCCGCGCUAACGAGCUGGCCUACAAGAACGCCGCCGCCGACGCAGGACAAUACGACGAGAGAGGUUUCCCAAUCGCCGGUGCCAAACGGUACUAGACACGAUCCGAGCAACCCGUCUAUGACAAGAAAAUCAAAAUAUAAUCAACAACUGCUGCCGGACCGUGCACGCGAUUCGGCAAACCCGAGCCUCUUCUUCCCUAUACCAACUGCCUUUAGUUCUUCCCUUCCCUUGUAAAAAUAAAUAAAACGAAAGAUAAAAAACUCAACAAUUCGGUUCGAAGCGGCGCGUUAUCGAAACCCCGAAGAAUAAGUCGAACCGAAUUGUUCUGUUUUUUUUCCUUUCCAUAUCUUUGUA
Molecule: messenger RNA, 822 nt
Organism: Sipha flava (yellow sugarcane aphid)
Lineage: Eukaryota; Metazoa; Arthropoda; Insecta; Hemiptera; Aphididae
Product: endocuticle structural glycoprotein ABD-4-like
Exons: 3
Coding region: 99-563 (154 amino acids)
Cellular component (GO): chitin-based extracellular matrix
Molecular function (GO): structural constituent of chitin-based larval cuticle
Source: RefSeq, a predicted model, not a curated record